AUGACUAGCAAUAGUAAUGCCAAAGUAGGCAUUGCAAACGGAAAAUCAGAGCUUUUGCAGGGAGGAGUUUCAUCCUCUUCUGACCUCUAUGACGUGUCUUCCUUUGACCCUUUGCAAGCUAAUGCACAACAACUCACUGCCUCUGCUGGAUUGAUGAACGCGCUUACAGCUCAACAACGAUCAUCAGUUGGUGGUGAAGGCAACAAAAUGUCUCAUCCGGGUUCAACCGAUGCAAGGAGCCAUGUUGCUCUGCAACAUCAAUUGCAGCAGCCUCCUCAGGGAUACAAUCCUUUGCAAUCAUUACCACAGCAUGCCAACUCGCAUCAAUUGCAAUCAUUACCGCAGCAUGCCAACGCUCAUCAAUUGCAAUCGUUACCACAGCAUGCUAACGCGCAAGCAACCGCAGCUACACCGCAUCCUUACAUGCUGCUGAAUCAUGGUACAAAUCCCUUGCAGCAAUUGCAACCCAUUGCGAGCACCGCAGCUGGAGUGAAUCCAACCACCGUGGUCUCGCAGGGAUUUUACUUGCCAGGUUCAACAAUGCCAAUCACUACCAACUUUCCAGCUCAAGUCUUGCCUGGGACCAAUCAGCACUUGAAUGGAAUGCUUCAUCAUCAGCCAGCAUUCUUGCAGCAUUUAAAUCCUGCAGGAAAGCGGGAAACUCAAGAAUUUCAACAGGAAUCGAGAAAGAAGCAUCGAGGUCUCCAACCGUCUGUGGUUUCUGUGACUACCAUGGGAUCCAAUGGAACCAACCAGGUCACGAGCAGCAGUAGCCCACCAGCUGACACUGAUAACGAACAAGACAUUGACACAUCCAAUAUGACCCCUGCUCAACGCCGGCGACACGAGCGGAAUCUUAGAGAACAGCAACGAUCUUCAAAGAUUAGUCAGCAAGUUAAAGAAUUGAGAGACCUGUUGUCCGAUUCCAAUGUGCCGUUCAAGCCCAACAAGUACUCGAUCUUGUUGAAUGUGGUUGAUUACAUCAAGCAACUACAGGGGCGAGCCAUCAUGCUGGAUGCUGAGCACAAAAAGUUGAUUACGACGAUACGUAGAACUAAUGAGAUUGUUCAAUCCGGAAACACCCCCAGCUCGGCUGAUGAAACGGAUGCUACCAAUUUGACUGGCAAUAGCUCAUCUGACCCUGGGAGCGAGAACGAAAUGGUCUUUGUACAAGGAUUGAAUUACAAGUCAGUCUUUCAACAGAGCCCAGCCGCACUAGGUGUGGCAGCCCUAGAUGGGAUUUUGCUAGAUUGCAAUGAAGAGUUUGAGCUGCUUCUUGGGUUCCCACGGGAUGAUCUACUGAACAACAAUCUAUUUAAUCUGGUACAGAAUCACGAGGAAAUGUAUCGGGCCAUGUCUAAGAUGCUAGGUCCAACGGACCAAGCACCAUUGGGCCUGGGCCGAAAUAGUCCAUCUUCGGCAGCAGCAACUCCCGCCUUUUGGACUGGGCCGGUUGUUUCCAAGCGGGACAACAUCAAACUUACCAUGAAUGUGACUUUAACCGUUGGUAAUGAUGGGGCUCCCAAGUUCUUCACUUGCUCUGUUACUAGAGCUUAA
This is a messenger RNA of Cylindrotheca closterium, 1557 nucleotides long. NCBI's taxonomy places the organism in Eukaryota, Bacillariophyta, Bacillariophyceae, Bacillariales, Bacillariaceae. The record is from the annotation of a GenBank genome assembly.